GCAGUCCAGCCGAGCGCUCCUCCUCCUCCUCUCUCUCUCUCUCUCCCCCUCUCCGGUUACCCACCCACCUGGGGGCGUCUCGCUAGGCUGGUUGAGCGCGCCGUACCGGUCGGGGACCUGCCGCUGCGUCUCCGCUGCUACCUGCAGCUCAGAAUCGUGUCACGUAGGGGUUCAUGAAAUCGACUCUGCAAAGUCGAUGCAGCACUACCUUGGCAUCACCGGUCGUCUGUUCUUUGCCUGGGAUUGGCUUUCCAGAGUGAUGAAUUGCCGUCGUCCUCUGAGUCCACUUUUGAAUUGGAUUUGGGACAUAAAAUCUCCUCUCACAUGUUUCAUCCCAGUUUUGGCGUUGCUUCGUGUGCCAUAUGCCCAUAUAUAAACUGCUUAUAAGUUCCCUGCUUUUCUCUGUGGGCACAUCUGCAACUGUAUUGGUAAAGAUGGGUUGCUGCUUUACGUUUGGAAAGAAAGCUGAACAGGCCGUUCAAGGCGAUGAUGAUGUACAUCGUGUGAAAGUCUUCUCUUACAAUGAUUUGAGAGAGGCUACACAAGAUUUCAGUGGUGGAAAUAAGAUUGGCGAGGGUGUCUUUGGUUCUGUCUUCAGGGGAAUGCUUAAAGAUGGGACAGUAGUUGCAGUGAAAGUUCUAUCUGCUACAUCAAGGCAAGGUAUCCGGGAGUUUUUGACUGAACUUACAGCAAUAUCUGACAUCAAGCACGAAAAUCUCAUCACUCUUAUCGGUUGCUGCGCUGAAGGCUCUCACAGAAUCCUUGUUUACAAUUACCUUGAGAACAACAGCCUUGCACAGACAUUGCUAGGGUGUGCCAUUGCAGGAACCAUAUAUAGUAACAUUCGGUUCAACUGGCGGGCACGCGUCAAAAUUGCUGUUGGUGUUGCCUGUGGACUUGCAUUUCUCCAUGAGGAAAUCCGACCUCCCAUUAUCCACCGGGACAUAAAGGCGAGCAACAUUCUUCUUGACAAGGAUCUCACCCCCAAAAUUUCUGAUUUUGGGUUGGCGAGGCUCCUACCCAAUGCAACUCACGCGAGCACCCGAGUUGCCGGCACAUUAGGAUACUUGGCUCCUGAAUAUGCAAUCCGUGGUCAAGUGACAAAGAAGUCCGACAUCUAUAGUUAUGGAGUUCUUCUUUUAGAAAUUGUCAGUGGAAGAUGCAACACUAAUACAAGAUUACCUUCUGAAGAUCAAUUUCUUCUUGAAAGGACAUGGGGACUCCACGAGGAAGGACGUUUGGAAGAGAUCAUUGAUAUCGACAUAGGGGACGACCUGGAUGUCGAGGAGGCAUGCCGCUUCUUGAAGAUUGGCCUGCUAUGCACGCAGGACGCAAUGGCACGUCGUCCCAACAUGACCAGUGUUGUCCGGAUGCUCACAGGGGAGAAAAGGAUCCCCGUAGACAAGAUCACUAGGCCCACUAUGAUCACUGACUUUGCGGAACUCAAGGUCAGCAGCAAGGAGCAAAGAUCAAGUGAGACGCGCUCUCCCACCACAAAAUCGUUCACCACAACAGAACCAUCCUCGUCGUCGGAAAUGUCCAUGCAGUCAUGGCAAUGCGUCAGCAAUCCGUUACUUGGAUGUAACAAGAUUGAGGUGCAGCAUUCUACUCUUUAUAGUGAUCUGAAGUCAUGGAUUGCAAGGGGAGCACAAUGGCAAAGUGUAGGAUCCCAUCAUUCAUGUUUGCAACAGGCUGCCCAACAACUUCAUGGUAGAGAUGAUAUCAAAGAACGUAUAACAGAAGAGAUAUUAUUGAACAGAAAUGGUGGAAACAAUUGUUCCGUCAUUUGCAUAAUUUCCGAGGGCGGACAGGGCAAGACUUCACUGCUUCACGCCCUUCACAAUGACGAAGAGUUGUUGGAUACUUUUGACAUGAGGAUUUGGAUACAAAUGUCUGCCAAAUUUGACAGAGAAAUUUUGUUUAGGAAGAUAAUCGAGUUUCCCACGCAUGCCCCUUAUACAACUACCGACCUCAGUUUUCUGGAAGAAAUGGUUAAGGAGGCACUCACUGAUAAAAAGUUCUUGAUUUUGUUGGAUGAUGCAGACAUAGAGGACAGACUCUUUUGGACUAACGUGUUAGAAGUUCUAAAUGCUGGUGCAAAAGGCAGCGCUGUUGUUGUAGCUACAACUUGUGGCACUAUUGGUGCUCUUACAGGUGGAGCAAUACAUUCCUAUCGCUUGGGUCCUUUAUCCGAAGAAAAUAGCUUGAUUCUUCUUGAACAGUAUGCUGGUAAGGGCCAUGAUAUUAAGAGGUACCCGGAAUUAGUGGCCAUUGCUAAGAAGUUAAUUGCCAGAUUUGGGGCUAAUCCCCUUAACUUGAAGGCACUUGGUGGUCUUCUAUGCCAUACAGAUACGGUUAUCCUGGAACAGGACAAGUUGGAAGGGAACAUAAUCUCAUGUUUACAUCUCUGUCAUAAUGUUUUACCAGAACAUCUCAAGAAUUGCCUUGCAUUUUGUUCCUUGUUCCCCAAAGGUUACAUAUUUGACAUACAUCAUACAGUCCUCCUAUGGCUCUCUCGAGGUUUUGUCGCGCCUGUCGUUAGGCGUGAACUUGAAGAUGUUGGAAUUGAAUAUUUCACUGAGUUGAUGUGCAGAUCAUUCUUUCAGUACUCACCAUCUCAUGAUUGUAAAGAUAACAAGUUCGUGAUGCAUGAUCUUAUUUACGAUGUGGUGGCAUCUGUCUCCCGUGACACAUAUUUCAAGUCUGAGGAUCUCCUGAGCAGCCUAUAUGAAAAUAUUCUUCAUUUGUCGCUCGUUUCCUCUCAAUUUCAGACUGUCGAACUGAUGUCCAAAACAGAAGAGUUGAAGGAUUUGCAAACAUUCCUGGUGGUGCAACCUGAGUGGCAACCGUACAAGAUUUCUCCCCCCACCUUAAAUCUUGUCGGUUUAGACGAUUUCUUUCUGAAGUUCACAUCCUUAGAGACGCUGGAUCUGAGCCAUACUGACACUGAAGAGCUCCCAGGGUCCAUUGUUGGCCUAAGAAACCUGCAGUACUUAUCUGUCAGCAACACAAGCAUCAGGGCUCUGCCAUCUGAGCUCUGCUGCCUCAGCAAUCUUCAGACACUGGAAGCGAAAGACUGCCGCUUCCUCACCGAAUUACCUGGGGACACAAAGAAGCUGAUUAAGCUGCGCCAUCUUGAUGUGACCAAAGAUCUGGGCUACGUUCAAUUGCCACAAGGUGUAGCACAGCUUUCUGAGCUCCGGACACUGCCAGUCUUCCAUGCAAGCAGUCACCCGUCACACUGCUCGGUCAGUGAGCUGGGAAACUUGCAGAAUCUGAGGGGUUGCCUUCAGCUUUCAGGACUUGAAAAUGUCAAAACUGGCAGCAAGGCUCAGGAGGCUGGCCUGAAGGAUAAGCAUCACCUAAAGGAUUUGACACUGCAAUGGCACGAUGGUGGCAUCAACAUUGAUGAUGAAGACGAAGACGAAGACACAGAAAAUAUGGCUGAGCAGGUCCUUGAAAGCCUCCAGCCGCACACCAAUCUGCAAGAGCUCACAAUCAGAGGUUUUGAGGGCAGUUUGUUCCCUGCUUGGAUGCAGGGAUCUUCUUCCUUGCCCAACUUAGUGUCACUCACAUUGGACAGCUGCUGCAACUGCACCCAAUUCCCUGCCAUCGCCCAGCUGCCAUCUCUCAAGUUCCUGGGCGUACGGAAGAUGUACGACGUGAAGAGGCUAACCAACAACACACAUGGCACGACCAAGUUCCCAUCUCUGGAGCUGCUAAAUCUGUGGGAGAUGUACGGUUUAGAAGAGCUGUUCGAAGCAUCCGAAGGCGACUGCCCUCGCCUGCACAAAGUCUGCAUCAGUAGGUGCCCGGACCUGAAGAGGCUGCCCUGCACCCCUUCUUUGACCGAGCUGGUUCUCCACUGCGGCCACCAGCUCCCCGACAUCCCGGAGCUCGAGUCCCUGGUGUCGCUGAAAAUCGAAGGCUUCCACGGCGUCAAGUUGUUUGGCUUGCCGGCGUCCGCAGCACUGCCAUCGCUGAAGAAGCUGGAGAUCAGGUCCUGCAAGGAGCUCUCGUCGGUGGACGGGCUGACGGUGCUGACCAGCGUUCAGAGGCUUAAGGUAGCAGGGUGCCCCAAGCUUGUUAUGCCAAGAACUGAUAGCAUGACGACCUGAAUAAGCAAAUGACGUGUUACUGGCCUUCUUGCUCAUCAAUUGGCGCACGGCGACACAUUACAUGCCUUCUGAGUUCUGGCUGACUGAUUGCAGGAGGCACUAGCAAUCUGUGCGUUCAAGAGGACAAUUGGCACCCUGGCCUCCUGAGUCAUGGACCACGUCUGGUGAAGAAGAUCCGUUGGCCUCUCGCACAUUCAUUCCCUUUUGUCACAUGGAUGAAAUCAGCGACAAGACCACAAGGGAGCACGUGGUGGCUCCCAGGAAAUGCGGUGUCGAUACCUAAAGCCCCGUUUGGAUUAGAUUUUUUAUUUUGAGAAUCUAGAAUUUUGUAUGGAUUUUGAAAAUUUAGAUUCUGAGUAAAAUCUAGAUUGUGCUGUUUGGAUACUAGAUUCUAGUAGCUGAUUUCAUGGUUAUUUGAUGAAUGCAUC
Molecule: messenger RNA, 4546 nt
Organism: Panicum virgatum (switchgrass)
Lineage: Eukaryota; Viridiplantae; Streptophyta; Magnoliopsida; Poales; Poaceae
Product: disease resistance protein RGA2-like
Exons: 11
Coding region: 363-4118 (1251 amino acids)
Biological process (GO): protein phosphorylation
Molecular function (GO): ADP binding; protein kinase activity; ATP binding
Source: RefSeq, a predicted model, not a curated record